UUGGACAUUACAGUGUUAACUUACGAUUAUAAGAUUUCUGCAAGUGCUAACAAGAGUAUAUUUCACUAGGUGGCACUACUCGCUUCUAUAUUACGUACAUUCUUAUGUCUAUGUUCUGCCUUUAACGGGUUCUGUGAUUUUGGCGGUAAAUAUUUUUAGGUUAUGUGAGUGAAGUGACAUUUAAGCAUUGUGUUAAGCAUCUGCUCUGACUUUUUUUUCAAAACUACGUGUUAUUUUUAAGGUAAGAUUGUAUUUUUAUUUAAAAGCGUGUAGUUAAGACACUUAUAGUCCCUAAGGUAGAUCGCGUACAGUAAUAGGGAUUUUAAUUUGGAUUUAAUUACGCCUGUCCAAUAACUAAACUAGAAAACUUGCUGAAUUCUAUUAUGGGACACCUGUCCAAUCACUAGAUAACUAUACUUACCACAUAUUUCUACAAUUUUCAACGUGUUUAUGUAUAAUUAACUGGAGAUAGCAGUAAAAUUAAUUUAGUAAUCGAUUUGACAGUUAUUGGACAGCUGUCCAAUAACUAAAUUUGACCGUCCAAUCACUAAAUUGAUUUUUUAGGAUUGUAGUAAAAUGCCUAAACUUAGAAAAUACGAUAAGAAUAAACUUAUAGAAGCUGUUAAGGAUGUCCAAAAUGGCACUGAAUCGUAUAGAACAGCUGAAAAAAAAUAUGGAAUUCCGAAGUCCACUAUAGAAUUUAAAUUAAAACAUCCGGAACAUAAAGAUACACUUGGACCGUCUCCUAUUUUAACUUGCGAGGAGGAGAAUACUCUGGUUAGAUGGAUACAAGAAACCGCUUCAAAAGGUUUCCCCAAAAAGGCUAACGAUUUAAAAAGCAGCGUGCAAAAAUUUUUAACCGCAAAUCCUCGCCCCAAUAACUUUAAAGAUAAUCGACCUGGAGAUGGAUGGUUAAAACAUAGACAGCACAUACCUAACGAUGGUGAUCUAUUUAUAUGUCACAACUGCUUCAAUCUGCAGGAUAGUGAUUCCGAUGCUAAUAACAGUAACCAAGACAGUGAGGAUGAAGAUAUUGACGAACUUUUCACUCAAUACAAAGAAGCACAGAAGCAAUUAUAA
Diabrotica virgifera virgifera (western corn rootworm) is the source of this 1080-nucleotide messenger RNA. RefSeq lists its product as uncharacterized. The coding region runs from base 577 to 1080 and encodes 167 amino acids. The record is from RefSeq and is a predicted model, not a curated record. NCBI's taxonomy places the organism in Eukaryota, Metazoa, Arthropoda, Insecta, Coleoptera, Chrysomelidae. The transcript is spliced from 3 exons. Gene Ontology annotation, molecular function: DNA binding.